Trichobilharzia regenti is the source of this 390-nucleotide messenger RNA. NCBI's taxonomy places the organism in Eukaryota, Metazoa, Platyhelminthes, Trematoda, Strigeidida, Schistosomatidae. The record is from the annotation of a GenBank genome assembly.
AUGUUUUUCACUCGAUCCUUAAGAACUUUAGUUGUGAAAUCAUUACCUCAAUCUCCUAAGUCACACAUCUUUUUCCCAUCCAGGAGUUUGUUUAUUUCACCCAAAUUACCAGCGGUAUCCAUGCCUGUUGACAAAUCAGUCUACCGUCCUGCACUGACUGUAGGUAGAUGGUUGUUGAGUCUUUCUGGAAUGACUUUUGGUGCUAUUAUGCUUGGUGGAGUUACAAGGUUGACUGAAUCUGGUCUUUCGAUGGUAGAGUGGCAUCCAUUUAAAGAAUUGCCGCCUUAUACUGAAGAGCACUGGCAACUAGAAUUCGAGAAAUAUAAGAAGUUUCCAGAACAUCAACAGAAAGUUUGCUUUCAUAUAUUUAUCUCUGCCUUAGUUAUGUGA